AUUCACUAUAACAUUCAUUAUAACAUUCACUAUACCAUUCACUAUAACAUUCAUUAUAACAUUCACUAUACCAUUCACUAUACCAUUCACUAUAACAUUCACUAUGACAUUCACUAUGACAUUCACCACACCAUUCACUAUACCAUUCACUAUGACAUUCACUACACCAUUCACUAUACCAUUCACUAUAACAUUCAUUAUAACAUUCACUAUACCAUUCACUAUAACAUUCAUUAUAACAUUCACUAUACCAUACACUAUAACAUUCACUAUAACAUUCACUACACCAUUCGGUAUACCAUUCACUACACCAUUCGGUAUACCAUUCACUAUGCCAUUCACUACACCAUUCACUAUAACAUUUAUUAUAACAUUCACUAUACCAUUCACUAUAACAUUCAUUAUAACAUUCACUAUACCAUUCACUAUACCAUUCGCUAUAACAUUCACUAUGACAUUCACUAUGAAAUUCACUACACCAUUCACUAUACCAUUCACUAUGACAUUCACUACAUCAUUCACUAUAACAUUCACUAUAACAUUCAUUAUAACAUUCACUAUGCCAUUCACUAUAACAUUCACUAUGACAUUCACUAUACCAUUCACUAUACAAUUCACUAUACCAUUCACUAUACCAUUCACUAUAAAAUUCAUUAUAACAUUAACUAUACCAUUCACUAUAACAUUUACUAUGACAUUCACUAUGACAUUCACUACACCAUUCACUAUUCCAUUCACUAUGACAUUCACUACACCAUUCCCUAUAACAUUCAUUAUAACAUUCACUAUACCAUUCACUAUACCAUUCACUAUACCAUUCACUAUACAAUUCACUAUACCAUUCACUAUACCAUUCACUAUACAAUUCACUAUAACAUUCAAUAUACCAUUCACUAUACAAUUCACUAU
Messenger RNA from Oncorhynchus masou masou (cherry salmon), 909 nucleotides. Its product is annotated as dynein heavy chain-like. Lineage: Eukaryota; Metazoa; Chordata; Actinopteri; Salmoniformes; Salmonidae. The record is from RefSeq and is a predicted model, not a curated record. The transcript has a single exon. The annotation marks the transcript as partial.